Pistacia vera is the source of this 5729-nucleotide messenger RNA. RefSeq names its product DNA polymerase zeta catalytic subunit. NCBI's taxonomy places the organism in Eukaryota, Viridiplantae, Streptophyta, Magnoliopsida, Sapindales, Anacardiaceae. The transcript has 21 exons. Gene Ontology annotation, molecular function: nucleotide binding; DNA binding; DNA-directed DNA polymerase activity. Gene Ontology annotation, cellular component: zeta DNA polymerase complex; nucleus. The record is from RefSeq and is a predicted model, not a curated record. Gene Ontology annotation, biological process: double-strand break repair via homologous recombination; error-prone translesion synthesis. The coding region runs from base 1 to 5532 and encodes 1843 amino acids.
AUGGCGGAUUCGCAGCCGGACUCCAAAGUUUUCAGGUUCGAAUCGUCUCCAUCGAUACACAUGGCGCCGCCGAUUCCUGGCUACGAUAUUUGCUACAGUAGCUUUCAAGGCGGGAAGGUGGACGAAGUGCCGGUUAUAGGAUUUAUGGAUCAACACCAGCCGGCCAGAAGACAUGCUUGCAUGUUCAAGAGUUACCCUAUUUAUAUGUCCCAUGGGCUGUAUACCUCUUCAUCAGACCAGAAGGUGAUGCAUUACGAAUGCUAUAUCUCUUGGAUUGGAGAAAGCCUUGAGCCAAAGGGUAAUUCUGGUUCAAAUCGUCAGCAUGUUAUGGUUGCAGCCUUAUACGAGCUAAGAGAUUUUAUGGUUACCAUUCAUCAGAAGAGCUAUUUGUCAAGAUAUACCUGUAUCCUAGUUUUUCAGUGUGCACAGGGAAGGGUGGGGCGGGGUGCAUGUUCCGUCAGAGUACCAGAUGUUUUUUCUCCAAGGAAAUUUAAUUACGAUAAUCAACAUUUAAAGGUGAUGGAUAAGUGGACACAAAAAAAUGCUGAUUUUCAGGCAGAUGGGAGUGAAAGUGCACCUUUAAGUUCUCCAUUCUGGGUGUCUUCCAAAAUUCCAGGUGAUUGGUUUUGGCAAUUUUCCAAUGAACUUGAUGGUUCAUCUGAUCAAAACAUUCGCUGUAUUAAACGUCAAAGUGUAUGUGAGCUUGAGGGAGAUGCUAAAAUAGAUGACAUUGUUAAUCAAAAAUUUAUAAUGUAUGCAUCUCUCUCGCAAACCCGUUCUGAUGUCAAAAUGGUCCAGUCACUCAUUCCAAUUUGGGAGGAAGAGUAUGAACGGACUGGGAUGUGUGAAGCCGCUAUGCCUCCUGAUCCUUGCAAACCACUUGCACAGGAUGUUCUGAAAACUCUCUCCCUGGAUCUUAAAUGUGAGAAUGUACUUAUGGAUUUGUGUGGUGGAGCAGAUGAAGUUAUUUCUUCAUGUGAGAAUGAUGUGAGAGUUGUGAAAUCAAGUACAGAUGACGAGGAAAAUUUGAUUGAACUUGGACUUGUCCAUUCUAAGAAUUCAGAUCCUGAACAUUUGAGUAGUUUGAAAGAAAGAAACACUACUGAAUCUCUGUCAUCACAAGGUUUACUACAUCAAGAAGAAAUGUGUCCAAUAACCUCCAAAGGAAUAGAUGCUUGCCACAAAAUAUCAUCUGCUGAUGAGAUACAAUCAUCUCAAAUGAUAGGAACACUGAGUCAGAAGGCUUCAGAUACAGAAUUACUAGACCUUCUAAAGUGGCUUGCUACUUCUCAGGCUGCUGAAGAUAUAAAUUCUGAUGAUGAUCUUCUUCGUGAGACCAUUCUGAGCCCCCUGUUGCCUGAAACAACCAUUGAUAAGGUACUAGAUAAAGCUAAUACUGAUUAUAAGAGAGAGUCCCAGAGAGAGUUGCAGGACAUUCUUGAUUCAAUUGAGGAUGUAACCAACUUUGAUGGUCUGGAAGAUUCUUUUGAUCCCAGUAACCAUCCUCAAACUUCACCAGAGAAAAAAAUCCCACAAGUAGAUGGUUCUAGUGAUGAUCCGUACUUGCUUCCUUGUGCUGGAUCAGCUGAAAAUUCAUCUAAGGAAGAAAUUAUAAGUGAAUCUGAAAGGUCUUUUCGACACUUGGUACCACGGGAUACUGGCACAAACGUUUCUAGUAAGCAUAAUACGAGCAAAACUUUGUGGGGCUCGUUACCUUUUUCAACAACCCAAAAGGUGAAUGAUGACAUUGAACCUGUCAGUUUGAACAGUGAAGCUACUAGAUUCUUGGCUUGUAAUGAGACGGGAAAUUGUUCUGAUGUUGUAAUGAAAAGUGAAUAUGCUGAUGCUCCUGAUACAGAGGAAGCAACUACUUUAAGUGGAUUCUCUCUGCGUGACUUAAUGAGAAGGAAACGGUGCCACCGGGUUGAGCCACCUGAACAUGGGACUAUGAGGGUGAAAAGAGCACUUUUGGCAGGGGAACAAAAAGAAGAUAUCACUCUCUUGCCAAAACAAUUGGACUUAAAUAUAUUACAAAAUGAUGAGCAUGACAAAGGCCUGCUACAAGCUAGUGGAGGUAUCUCUUUAGUGGAUAAAAGGAAAAAGGAAUUACCAAGGCCUUUUAACACAAAGAAUGAAAAAUCUGCAGUUAUGUUAUGCCAUCGUGAAGUUGAUAAUGGUAAAAAGUCUAAUUCUGGUGCGAGUUCAACAGGAGCUACUAGCUGUACUGUCUGCACUUCUGAAUCUGAUUCAUUACUUGAUGUUCAGUUGUUGAAGUUAAAUACUGAGGUUAAACCUUUUGAUGAUGAGAUAUUGCAGCAAACUGACAGAACUGGUUCAAGCUGUUUUCAUAUGUCAACUUCUCCUGGCCAUGAAAGUAGAACUUCCAUGGAAAGGGUACAUGUCAUUACUAACGAGAAACUUGUGGGCAUGGACACAAUAGCUAUGCAGAAUGAGAAAUGUACUGGUGGAGAACUGCAGGGCAACUAUGUGAGCAGAAGUGACCCAAAUAAUAAACAAGAAGCUGCGGUUGGUAUUCCAAUUCAGUAUUUAAAUGAUGGCUCUUGCUUGUACAUGCUGACACCUGCAUUGACUCCUCCUUCUGUGGAUUGUGUGUAUAGAUGGCUAUUACAUAAUGAUGAAGGUACUUCAGGAUUGAUAAAUGCAGCAUCUGUGGAGCCUUCAUCUCCGAAAGGUUCCGACAUGAGGCCUGUACUGGAAGAAGUGCAUCAAGAAAGUGUUGGAAUUAGCAAUGCAGAGUUGAAUCUUGUUGGGAAUGAGGCAACAGUGAUAUUGCAGAGUGAAGGCCAUACUGCUGAAGUAAAUGCAUGCACCAAUUGCUUGCAAGAUAUAUCUCAGAUAUCAGGCCCAGAUGGAAGAUCAAGGCCCACUCCUCUUAGUCAAAUUGGCUUCCGGGAUCCAGCCAGUGUUGGUGCUGGUGAGCAACUUACUUUGUUAAGUGUAGAGGUUCAAGCAGAAUCUAGAGGAGAUCUCCGAUCUGAUCCUCAAUAUGAUGCUAUCAAUGUGGUGGCUCUUGCUUUCCAGAAUGAUAAUGAUUCAGUAGUUGAAGUUUAUGUGCUUUUGCGAAGUAAUAUUGAAUGUUAUCAAAGGAGUCUUGAUGGAAUUCCUGACUGCAAGGUGUUUGCUUUCUCUGAGGAGAAACACUUAUUUAGCCACUUCAUUAAGAUAUUAUCUUCUUUUGAUCCGGAUAUUUUAAUGGGCUGGGACAUACAAGGUGGUUCUCUUGGUUUUUUGGCUGAAAGGGCUGCACAUCUUGGUAUAGGUUUACUUAAUGAUAUUUCGCGGACACCGUUAGAAUCUAAGAGAGCUGCUGGAAAUUUAGAAAAUUCUCAGAGGGGAAUAUUAGAUAAUCUGGUUCCUGAAUCUGUAAUUGAGGAUUCUGUUAUACUUAAAGAUGCUAUAGUUGAGGAUGAAUGGGGCCGAACUCAUGCCAGUGGAGUCCAUGUUGGCGGUAGAAUCGUCCUCAAUGUAUGGCGGUUAAUGCGUGGUGAAGUGAAGCUUAAUUUGUACACAGUUGAAGCUGUAGCAGAAGCUGUUUUGAGGCGGAAAACUCCAUCAAUUCCUUAUAAAGUACUGUCAAAAUGGUUUUCUAGCGGUCCUGGACGAGCAAGGUAUCGAUGUGUUGAAUAUGUGGUGGGGAGAGCAAAAUUGAACCUGGAGAUUAUGAAUCAACUUGAUAUGGUAAAUCGAACAUCGGAACUUGCUCGUGUCUUUGGAAUUGAUUUCUUUUCUGUUCUCUCUAGAGGUUCACAAUAUCGUGUUGAAUCUAUGUUCCUAAGAUUGGCACACACGCAAAACUACCUUGCCAUAUCUCCGGGAAAUCAUCAGGUUGCUUCUCAACCUGCAAUGGAGUGUUUACCUCUUGUAAUGGAACCGGAGUCUGGUUUUUUUGCAGAUCCAGUGGUUGUUUUGGACUUCCAGUCUCUUUAUCCGUCAAUGAUAAUUGCAUAUAACCUUUGCUUUUGUACAUGCCUUGGAAAAGUUGUACCUUCAAAGGAAAAUACUCUCGGGGUUAGUUCCUUUUCACCCGAGUCACAUGUUUUGCGGGAUCUAAAAGAUCAAAUACUACUUACUCCAAAUGGUGUCAUGUAUGUUCCUUCUAAGGUUCGUAAAGGCGUACUUCCUCGCUUGUUGGAUGAAAUAUUAUCUACUAGAAUAAUGGUUAAGCAAGCAAUGAAGAAACUGGCUCCUUCUCAGCAAGUUCUUCACAGGAUAUUCAAUGCAAGACAGCUUGCUUUGAAGCUGAUAGCAAAUGUGACAUAUGGUUAUACAGCUGCUGGGUUUAGUGGUCGAAUGCCUUGUGCAGAGCUUGCUGACAGUAUUGUUCAGUGUGGCCGUAGAACACUAGAGAAGGCUAUUUCAUUUGUAAAUUCAAAUGAUAAAUGGAAAGCUAAAGUUAUAUAUGGUGAUACUGACAGCAUGUUUGUCCUUCUCAAAGGGCGGACUGUUAAAGAAUCAUUUCAAAUUGGGCAGGAAAUUGCUUCAGCAGUAACUGCAAUGAAUCCAAAUCCGGUCACUUUGAAAAUGGAGAAAGUAUAUCACCCAUGCUUCCUCCUAACUAAAAAGCGGUAUGUUGGUUACAGUUAUGAGAGCCCAGACCAAACUGAACCCGUAUUUGAUGCUAAAGGCAUCGAGACAGUUCGCAGAGAUACUUGUGCAGCUGUUGCAAAAAUGAUGGAGCAGUCCUUGAGACAGUUUUUCAAUCAUCAGGACAUUUCUGAGGUUAAAGCAUAUUUACAGCGACAGUGGAUACGGAUUCUGUCCGGCAGGGUGUCUCUUCAGGAUUUUGUAUUUGCCAAGGAGGUUCGCCUGGGUACCUACAGCACAAGGACUUCUUCAUCACUUCCACCAGCAGCAAUUGUGGCUACCAAAGCAAUGAGAACAGAUCCCAGGGCAGAACCGCGCUAUGGUGAACGAGUACCUUAUGUAGUGAUUCAUGGACAGCCUGGAGCCCGCCUGGUCGAUAUGGUUGUGGAUCCAUUGGAUCUUUUGGGCAUUGAUUCCUCUUAUAGAUUAAAUGAUUUAUAUUACAUCAACAAACAGAUAAUACCAGCUUUGCAGCGGGUAUUUGGGCUAGUUGGUGCUGACUUGAACAACUGGUUUCUAGAAAUGCCCAGACCAAGCAGGGAUGCUUUUGCUAAACGUCCUGUAUACACUUCAAAUCCACAGCGAAGUAGAAUUGAUUUUUACUAUCUCUCAAAGCAUUGUAUACUAUGCGGCGAAUUGGUUCAGGCAUCAGCCCAUCUAUGCAAUAAAUGUUCACGAAAGGAAACCACUGCUGCAACUGCCAUAAUUGGAAGGACUUCGAAACUAGAGAGAGAGAUGCAACACCUUGCCUCUAUAUGCCGACAUUGUGGAGGCGGAGACUGGCUUCUGGAAAGCGGAGUGAAGUGCACCUCCCUCGCUUGCUCAGUGUUUUACGAGAGACGAAAAGUUCAGAAAGAACUUCAGGGUCUUUCUGCAGUUGCUGCCGAAAAGGGGUUGUAUCCGAAGUGUAUGAUUGAAUGGUUCUGAAAUUGAGCUCUUACUUGCUGGCCUGCUUCCGUAUAUACACACGCCUAUAUUUCUUUAUAGUGAAAUAUGUACAGUGAUGUCUGUUGUAUAGUUUUAUUUUUGUGUGUUUUUGACUUCUUGUAAUUCGUUAAAUUGAUCAUAUGUUUUAUUAUUAUCAUAGAAUAAGAAUUUAUAAGAAAAUGAUGCACUCCGAUUAU